Molecule: messenger RNA, 3295 nt
Organism: Dipodomys spectabilis (banner-tailed kangaroo rat)
Lineage: Eukaryota; Metazoa; Chordata; Mammalia; Rodentia; Heteromyidae
Gene: Gtse1
Product: G2 and S-phase expressed 1
Exons: 12
Coding region: 61-2997 (978 amino acids)
Cellular component (GO): cytoplasmic microtubule; microtubule cytoskeleton
Molecular function (GO): microtubule binding
Source: RefSeq, a predicted model, not a curated record
GGAGGCGCAGCCGGCGUCCCGGGCGGGCGGUGAGCGACCCCGGACGGCCGCCAGGCGAAGAUGGACGUUGGUCCGAAAGAAGACUUUUGUCUUUUGGCCGAUGAAAAGUUUGACUUCGAUCUCUCAUCUUCUUCCAGCACAAAUGAAGACGAUGAAGUGUUUUUUGGACCUGUUGGGCACAAGGAAAGAUGCAUCGCCGCCAACAUAGAAUUCAGCAAGAAGCUUCCCGAGCAGCCCGUGCUGCCAGUAGCUGCCAGCCCCUGCACCUGGAGCCCCCUCACCGGGGAGAAGUUUGUGGAGGUGUACAAAGAGGCUCACUUACUUGCCCUGCAGAUAGAAAGCUGCAGCAGGAGAGAGGCGGCCCCGCCCACCCAGCCUGAAGCCUCUUGGAGCCAGGACAUGGAAAGAUUUGUCCAAGAAUCAAAGUUAAAAAUAAACCUCUUUAACAGAGUACAGGAAAUGGAGAAGAGCCCCAAGUCUCUUAAAAGAGAAACAUACUUCCUGUUGGAUAGCCCCUUGAAGAGCUCCUCCGGAGACCAGCCCCACUCUGGGGAGCCCCAGCUCCCGCCUUGCUCUCCAGUGCGGCCUGCUGCUCCAGCCAGAGCCCACCCUGCCCCAAUACCACCUCACUCAUCUCAACCUUUGCCAGAGGGGCCGAGUGCUGCCCGCCCUCCAAAUCACACUGUGCCUCCGAAGAUGACCCGGUUGCAGCCGCCCCGAGCUUUGUCUGCGAGAGGCAAACACCUUCAGCUGGUCAUGGAGAAGCCCAAGAAAGAGACAGCAGCUAGUCCCUCCAAGGCGAGACCCCGAGAUGACAGAGGAUUCCCUGGGGAAGUGUGCCCAGACAGACCUGCCACUGCCCUGGAUGCCACCACCCUGCCAGCGGGCAGAAGCCGCCUGGGUCAGGGCAAGCGGUCGCUCCCAGUCCCGAACAAGCUUGGGCUGAAGAAAACCCUGUUAAAACCGCCUGGCUGCGCUGGGAGUCUCGCGAGGAAGCCCUCUUCCUCAGGGUCUGCUGUAAGUGUGUCUCCAGCAGCAGGGAGAGCCAAGCCAAGUGAGCGGACAGGUAUUCCCUCUGGCAGCUCCCGGCCUCUGUCGCAUAUCAGCAAGCUGAGCAGAGCAGGUCUCACCAUGCUGCGCCAGCCUCUGCCAGCAGCCCCAGCAGGACCACCAUGUGGGCUAGCCAGGAGGCCCAGCGUGGCCCAGGUGUCAGCAGAGCAGCCCAAGUUGCCCACCCCCUCCCCUCUUGCCCAGUCCCAGAUGCCUGAGGCUGGAGGCCUGAGGCUGGAUCCUCACUCCGUUUCCUCGACAUCUCAACUGAAUGGAACUAGAGGCCUAAGCAGGCAGGACUUCUGUCUAAAUGCCAAGACAAAGGCAGAGCUUGCCCCUGCAAAUCCAUUUAAAGUUCCUACGUGUCCUGUUGGUGAAUCCCUGAAAGGCGUGACACCGAAGUCCUCCCGGGCACAGUGGCUGCAGUCGUGGGCAGCGGCUGGCAGGGCCACUGUUCACAGCACACCUGUGAGACGCUCACUGGGGCCGGCAUCACAAGAUCUGUCCGGUACAAGGACUCCCGUAAGCGCACGGCGAGUGUCAGCAUUGCCCACCCCUUCUCCCCGGCGUCUCUCUGGCCUCCCACUGAUGACCCCACAGUCUGUGCCUAGGGCUCUGGCUUCCCCGCUGUGCGGGCCUGCUCGGCGAUUGUCCUCCGAGCCCCGGAAGAGGUCUAUGGUGAGAACUGAGCUGGCACAGGAGCUCCAGCAGAAGGCCAGCUGUGCGCAGGUGGGCCUCGGUCUGUCCUCCAGUGAGAGCCCUUCACCUCCAUUCUUCAUACCUCAGGCUCUUCAUUUUUCUCCUGAGAAAAGUGAUUUUUCUCCAGAAGGCUCCACUGUAGGAGAGGCUCGGGAUGAAGCCAAACCUUGCAGUGGCUCAAACCCUAGAGAGGCUAUCCUCAUUGACAUGGGGCUGGAUCAGCUUAGCACCGCUCCUGAGGAAGGCAGACCCCCAGCCGCCCUCCCUCUCAUUGACAUGGGGCUGGAUCAGCUCAGCACUGCUCCUGAGGAAGGCAGGCCCCCAGCCGCCCUCCCCCUCAUCGAUGUGGGGCUGGAUCAGCUCAGCAUUGCUCCUGAGGAAGGCAGGCCCCCAGCCGCCCUCCCCCUCAUCGAUGUGGGGCUGGAUCAGCUCAGCACCGCUCCUGAGGAAGGCAGACCCCCAGCUGCCCUCCCUCUCAUCGACGUGGGGCUGGAUCAGCUCAGCACCGCUCCUGAGGAAGGCAGACCCCCAGCCGCCCUCCCCCUCAUCGACGUGGGGCUGGAUCAGCUCAGCAUCGCUCCUGAGGAAGGCAGACCCCCAGCCGCCCUUCCUCUCAUCGAUGUGGGGCUGGAUCAGCUCAGCACCACUCCUGAGGAAGGCAGACCCCCAGCCGCCCUCCCCCUCAUCGAUGUGGGGCUGGAUCAGCUCAGCACUGCUCCUGAGGAAGGCAGGCCCCCAGCCGCCCUCCCCCUCAUCGAUGUGGGGCUGGAUCAGCUCAGCCUUGCUCCUGAGGAAGGCAGGCCCCCAGCCGCCCUCCCCCUCAUCGAUGUGGGGCUGGAUCAGCUCAGCACCACUCCUGAGGAAGGCAGACCCCCAGCCGCCCUCCCCCUCAUCGAUGUGGGGCUGGAUCAGCUCAGCACUGCUCCUGAGGAAGGCAGGCCCCCAGCCGCCCUCCCCCUCAUCGAUGUGGGGCUGGAUCAGCUCAGCCUUGCUCCUGAGGAAGGCAGACCCCCAGCCGCCCUCUCCCUCAUCAACUUCUGCAGUACACCUGAGAUGGGUGCCGGGCUGGGACUGCACAGCAGGCCCCUGAUGGACCUCAUGAUGAAUACCCCAGAUGUGGGCAGAAACGGUGCAGUAAAGCCCCCGGGAGCCGAACAGCGGCAGCUGAUUGACCUGGGCUCCCCACUGAUCCAGCUGAGCCCCGAGGCCGACAAGGAAAACAUGGAUUCUCCACUCCUCAAGUUCUGAGUAGAGAAUACUCUUCACUGAAGCGGCAUUUGACCGAAAAAAAAAUUUUUUUUAGAAAAUAAUUGUGUUUGAUGUGGGAGUUGGGGGAGGAAAAGCCAGAAAAUAUCUUUUUGCGGCUAGAAGGAUGGGCUGGGCCUGGGAUUGGCACAGUGGCCCUGAGGGUGUCCCUCUUCUGUAGGGAGUUAGGAAUGUUGCUUUGUGCUUUUUGUAUGUGAAAUAGCUGCUAUUUUAAAGUUUGUGUAAAAAGUUAAGUAUUCCAGAUGUAAGUUAAAUUUAAUUAUUAAAGCAUACUUGGUUU